UUUUAGUUGGCAGCCAUGAAUCGCCGCACCAAAUUUUGGUUGAUCAACCUGAACCAGCCUUCUUUUCCACUAGAUAGUGAUGGCGCCGACGGCUGAGAAGAAAACGAAGACAGUGAAGGGACUCCCUGCAGUCCCUGAGUCUGUCUUGAAGCACCGGAAGAGGCGUGAUGCGUACCGGGCCAAACGACUUCAAACUGUUAUCAAGAAGAAGUCUGAACAGGUUAAGAAACGUAAGGAAAUCUUCAAACGCGCCGAACAAUAUGUGAAGGAGUAUAGGCUUAAAGAACGUGAUGAAAUUAGGCUUAUUCGUCAAGCUAAAACCAGGGGAAACUUUUACGUCCCUGGUGAAGCUAAGUUGGCUUUUGUAAUCCGUAUCAAGGGUAUUAACAAAGUGGCUCCCAAGGUACGCAAGGUUCUCCAACUUUUCCGCUUGCUCCAAAUCAAUAAUGGCGUCUUUGUGCAACUCAACAAGGCUACUAUUAAUAUGUUGAGAAUUUGUGAGCCUUAUAUUACUUGGGGUUAUCCCAAUUUGAAAUCAGUCAGGGAACUGAUUUACAAGAGAGGUUUUGCCAAAGUUAAUGGCCAACGCGUUCCAAUUACCAGUAAUCAGAUAAUUGAAAACAGAUUGGGUAAAUCUGAAAUCAUCUGUAUGGAAGAUUUGAUCCAUGAAAUUUUUACCGUUGGACCUAAGUUUAAAUACGCCUCUAACUUCUUGUGGCCCUUCAAGCUAAAUACACCAACUGGUGGAUGGCGCAAGAAGACAAACCAUUAUGUUGAGGGAGGUGAUUUUGGGAACAGGGAAGACAAAAUCAAUGAACUCAUCAGAAGGAUGGUUUAAAAUGUUAAGACGAGUUUAUAUAAUAAAUUAUAUAAAAGUAUACAA
Messenger RNA from Tribolium madens (black flour beetle), 883 nucleotides. RefSeq names its product 60S ribosomal protein L7 (gene RpL7). Bases 80 to 838 code for a protein of 252 amino acids. Lineage: Eukaryota; Metazoa; Arthropoda; Insecta; Coleoptera; Tenebrionidae. Gene Ontology annotation, molecular function: RNA binding; structural constituent of ribosome. Gene Ontology annotation, cellular component: cytosolic large ribosomal subunit. The transcript has 4 exons. Gene Ontology annotation, biological process: maturation of LSU-rRNA from tricistronic rRNA transcript (SSU-rRNA, 5.8S rRNA, LSU-rRNA). The record is from RefSeq and is a predicted model, not a curated record.